CUUGCACAGAAUUACUAGUUGACUAUUACCUGCUGUGUUUCCCCUAUUUAAAUAUACUCCUCUCUCGUCCUCCUUUUCCAUCUUUCAUAUCUCUCACUUGAGCUUCUCCUAAUUCUCUUCCUUUUGCUCUCAUAUCUCUUUUACACUGUCCAAAAGAAAAUGAGCAGCAUAAGCAUGGUAGAGGCAAAGUUGCCUCCUGGGUUCAGGUUUCAUCCCAGAGAUGAAGAACUUGUGUGUGAUUACUUAAUGAAGAAGGUGACUCACUGUGACUCCUCUCUGAUGAUUGAUGUUGAUCUUAACAAAUGCGAACCAUGGGACAUCCCUGAGGCAGCAUGUGUAGGUGGGAAGGAGUGGUAUUUCUACACACAGCGAGACCGCAAGUAUGCCACAGGCCUACGCACCAAUCGUGCCACUGCCUCAGGCUAUUGGAAGGCCACGGGGAAGGACAGGCCUAUCCUUCGCAAGGGCACCCUUGUUGGCAUGAGGAAGACUUUGGUGUUCUAUCAAGGAAGGGCACCCAAAGGGAGAAAGACCGAAUGGGUCAUGCAUGAGUUUCGCCUUGAAGGUCCCCUUGGCCCCCCUAAACUUUCUUCAGCCAAGGAGGACUGGGUUCUGUGCAGGGCGUUCCUCAAGGACAGAGAACCUUCAGCGAAACAGAGCAUGGGAAGCUACUACGACGAGACAGGCUCUUCAUCUCUACCUGCAUUAAUGGAUUCUUACAUUAGUUUCGAACAACAGGCUCGAGCUCAAACUCAUCAAGACGAUUACGAGCAAGUGCCCUGCUUCUCCAUAUUCUCGCAAAUCCAAACAAACCCUAGCUUCAACCACACAAGCAGUACGAGCAUUAUAGAUCCAAAUUUGUUGGUACCUGUCAAGAACCACAAUGUGACGACCACAUACGGCGGAGGAACGACGCCGUAUGAUCUGGAUUCUUCUUGCUUGGACCCUAAUUUGAAUUUGGCUGGUGAUAGUAGAAAGGUAUUGAAAGCUUUUGUGGAUCAGCUCACCAUGAUUGAGAGAAAUCAACAAAACCAAAUUAGUACUCUCAAAGGUUCACCGAGCUUAGGGGAAGCAAGUCCUGAGAGUUUCUUAUCUGAUGUGUGUAUGCCCAGCUUAUGGAACAAUUUCUGAUUCACACACUCAAUUUGGCAUUAAAAUUGAAAUUGAAAUA
This is a messenger RNA of Prosopis cineraria, 1171 nucleotides long. RefSeq names its product NAC domain-containing protein 21/22-like. NCBI's taxonomy places the organism in Eukaryota, Viridiplantae, Streptophyta, Magnoliopsida, Fabales, Fabaceae. Gene Ontology annotation, biological process: regulation of DNA-templated transcription. The record is from RefSeq and is a predicted model, not a curated record. The coding region runs from base 160 to 1131 and encodes 323 amino acids. The transcript has 3 exons. Gene Ontology annotation, molecular function: DNA binding.